AUAUCUAAUUUACCAGUUUGUGCUGUUUACAUGAUAUAAGCUUACAUAUGUGUAUAUUAUGAAUAUGACGAAAAACUCACGCAAUUGCAGAAACAACAAUAGCAGCAGGAUUUAUUAUAUUGAUUGUUUUCUUUUUUCUUAAACCACAUAAAUAUUUACUGUAAAUUAAAUACUGAUUGACCUAUAAUCUGAUUAUAAUAUAACAAGAACGGCAUCUAUAUAUAGAAUGCGUAACUUAACAGACGUAUCACAAUUUCCUUUAAAGGUAAUUUUUGCUGUUCAUUUAUGGCUAGUCACUUGGGCAAUUCAAGGAUGGUAUUCACAAUCAAUGUUAUUUUAUAAUACAUUGUAUUUUAUAUGUAUUCUAUGGGCGGUUCAUAAUACAGAAUCUGAUGAGCCAAUACAAUUCGCAUUAUUUAUAAGUAUAACAUCGGAAUUCUUUGACUUUAUACAUUUGUCAGUUAAUUCUCCUUUUAGUGGAAGUGCAUUCCAAAAAUUCAGUGCAAGCAUGAUAAUAAUAAAUAUGAUUAUACGUGUAAUAACAAGUUUCUAUUUACUUCGAUUGGGACAAGCUCGAGGUGGAAACCUUUCAAUAAUGAUUACAAGUCCUGCUAUGGGUCUUGGACAUCAAGAAUAUGAAAAUAUAUCCCAUGCAGUUCCUCAAAAUUCUGAUUUCACUAACAUUUAAAAUUUCAAUCUUUUAAAUUAUUAAAAAUUUAUUAAUAUUGCUUAA
Messenger RNA from Ceratosolen solmsi marchali, 733 nucleotides. RefSeq lists its product as uncharacterized. Gene Ontology annotation, cellular component: plasma membrane. Gene Ontology annotation, biological process: angiotensin-activated signaling pathway. The record is from RefSeq and is a predicted model, not a curated record. NCBI's taxonomy places the organism in Eukaryota, Metazoa, Arthropoda, Insecta, Hymenoptera, Agaonidae. The coding region runs from base 227 to 688 and encodes 153 amino acids. The transcript has 6 exons.